AUGUUUCGUCAAUGGAAUUCCUUUAUUCGGAUAAUUGAAGACAGGGACAUUGUUCCUUACCAGAACUAUGAUGCUCCUUCUAGUUCUGAUUUUGAGUGGGAUCUUCCUAUAUCAACAGAUGGGCAAUAUUUUCCAAUAUUCCCUCCUCUGGAAACCUUCAAGCCUAGAAUCGAUCCUCUGACAAAUGAACAAGAAUACUACCUCACCGUAGUAGACUUCCCCAUUGCAAAUCAUGUUGAUCUCUUAUGUAUUGUAAAGGAGCUGAACCGAAGAAUCCCUUCAAAGGAAACAACCAAAGCAACCCUCAUUCCUAUCAAAACAUAUCUCCAAAGAACAACUCUUGAGAUAGUUGAAAUUGAUUUUGAGAUAAACCCUCUAAUUCCUUUGGCUCACUUUAAAGAGAUGGACUCCAACCUUGAUGGAAUCGAAGAUCAAGACUUCGGUAUCACAAACACUCCUGAACUAGGAAUCAUUUGGCCAAGAAGAAAAAUAGUUCUUCCAUUUGAGCUAGAAACAUCGGCGCUCAAAUUCAUUUCUAAAGAGCCUCAUGAAAGUUUCCCUUGA
Messenger RNA from Lactuca virosa, 564 nucleotides. The record is from the annotation of a GenBank genome assembly. NCBI's taxonomy places the organism in Eukaryota, Viridiplantae, Streptophyta, Magnoliopsida, Asterales, Asteraceae.